CGCACUGUUAGCAUGUAUAUGUAAUAUGUACAUUAAUCGUUGUACAUAUAUAUACGUUUGCAUAUCACAAACAGCCAGCAACGCUAGCAUACGACAAGCUGAUUUAGAUAAAACAGAAAAAAACAACGACCGAGUCAUAGUAAACAUCAUUAAAAUGUUAUUAAAUGCUCUGAAUAGUUGACCUAAGAUGGUCAUUUGAUAAGAAAAUAUACACACAUUUGUAGCAAUUUAAUUAAUCAUGAUAAAAAUUUCUAAUGUAGUCAUUACAUCAAAAAGUCAUUGUACCUUAUAAAAUUUUUUCUAAAUGCUAUGAAAUGAUAGAAAAUGCAAUGAUGAGUUGUUUAUGAAGUACUUCCUUAUGAAACAGCAAUAUGAAGAGUUCUGAAAGUAGUAAAUCCUUCAUAAGAGAGGUAGACAAUGAGAGCUGUCAAUCAGAAAAUAAUACAGAUGAGGAUAAUCCAAUUGUUGAUUAUGAAGACAAUGAACCUUUUAUUAAACAUCAAAUUCCUGUUGACAGGUAUAAUAUAGCCUUCUUAGUUUUUUAUUUACUUGGAAUAAAUACUUUAAUUCCCUGGAAUUUUUUCAUCACUGCUGAUGAUUACUGGAAGUAUAAAUUUAGAGAAAUCAAUGAAAGCGAACCACAUAUCUCCAACUUGAGUCGUAUGGAUCUUUUAAGUAAAAGAACAGAUCUGCAAGCUAGCUUUACAGCUUAUCUUAGUGUUUCGAGUGCAAUCCCAAAUUCGUUAUUUUUGAUAAUAAAUGCAUUUAUUAGUAAAAAGUUAUCAUUGAGUACCAGAAUGAUUGGUUCUCAAGGAGUAAUAUUAGCUGUAUUUAUUGUUACAACUUCGUUUGCCAAAGUCAAUACAGAUAAAUAUCAAAAUACUUUUCUCAUUAUUACAUUGACAAGUGUGGCAAUUGUAAAUGCUGCAAACGCCAUUUUUGGAGGUAGCUUAAUGGGAGUAGCUGGAAAAUUUUCAUCCAAAUACAUCACUGCAAUGUCGAGUGGUCAAGCGUUGGGUGGAAUUUUCACUGCACUGACUGAAAUACUUUCAUUGUGGAUCGGUGCUAAUCCAAUCAGCUCAGGAUUAUUAUACUUCACAAUAGGCGAUGUAGUGCUAUUGCUAUCUCUUAUUUCUUACAUAAUUUUAGAAAGAGAGGUAUUUUUUAAACAUCAUGUGAUUAUUGGUACUGAAGUUACCGUGCAGUCAGAGUUUUCAAUCAACAAUGAAAAUAAUUUUUCUGGGGAAUCCAUAUCUUAUUCGUCUAUUCUUAGAAAAACAUGGCCCUACGGAUUAAGUGUUUUUUUAGUGUUUUUUUUUACAAUAUCAGUAUAUCCUGCUGUAACAGUAUUAAUAGAAAGUCAAGGAAAAGGUCAUGGUAUUUUGUGGAACGAUGUUUAUUUUGUGCCUGUUGUAACGUAUUUGAUUUUUAGCUGUGGCGAUUAUGUUGGUAGAAUCAUAUCUGGAAUGAUUAUUUGGCCAAAGAAAAAGCCUGGUUUAUUGGUAUUUUUGAGUUUACUAAGAUUAUUGUUUAUACCUGCAUUUCUGUUUUGCAAUGCUCAACCACGACAUCACUUACCUGUUUAUAUUCACAACGACGUAAUAUACAUGGUGCUUACAUUUGUAUUUGCUCUCACUAAUGGAUAUUUUUGUAAUGUUUCAUUUAUUUUAGCACCCACGGUUGUUGAUGAAAACGAAAGGGAGAUUGCAGCUGCCAUGUUAGGUGCCUUUAUUGGUGUUGGGCUUACUGCGGGAUCAACUUUAAGUCUUUUGAUAGUGAAACUGUUGUAAAAAAAAAUCACUGCUGAAGUAUCUUUUCAUAUGAAAAAUUAUUUGAAUGAAUUAUA
This is a messenger RNA of Copidosoma floridanum, 1846 nucleotides long. It is a transcript of the gene Ent1, whose product is annotated as Equilibrative nucleoside transporter 1. Gene Ontology annotation, molecular function: nucleoside transmembrane transporter activity. Gene Ontology annotation, cellular component: plasma membrane. The record is from RefSeq and is a predicted model, not a curated record. Gene Ontology annotation, biological process: nucleoside transmembrane transport. NCBI's taxonomy places the organism in Eukaryota, Metazoa, Arthropoda, Insecta, Hymenoptera, Encyrtidae.